Messenger RNA from Priapulus caudatus, 1718 nucleotides. Its product is annotated as radial spoke head protein 3 homolog. NCBI's taxonomy places the organism in Eukaryota, Metazoa, Priapulida, Priapulimorpha, Priapulimorphida, Priapulidae. Gene Ontology annotation, cellular component: cilium. The record is from RefSeq and is a predicted model, not a curated record.
AACUCAGUAAGGAGGGCGGAGGCCAUGCAAUCCCUGUUGAACCCCGGGGACAAGCCACCCAGCAGUAGCAUCGGAGAAAACAUAAAGUUGCUCAUUGGUAGGCCGGACGGUACUUACUGCUUUCGUUUGCACAAUGACCGGGUCUAUUAUGUUAGGUUUAAUGUGGAGGCUGUCGAGGGUCGAAAGCACCAGGUAUCACCAGGCGGCGCUGCACGACAGGAUGUGCAGACGGAGCUCUACCUGGAGGAACUCGGGGACAGGGUAGAGGAGGCAGACGUGCAGUGCCAGACCGACUCAUUCCUCGUCCAUCCCGCCUCUCUGUUGUUCAUCCUCGAGAAGACGGGAGUCGAAAAACAGAUCUACGAUGGCGACCUGUUCGAAUUUGAAGUGGAGGUGACGCCGAUACUGGAGGUACUGGUGGGGAAGACCCUGGAGCAGGCAUUCCUGCAAGUGAUGGAGGAAAAGGAACUGGCGGGGAUGUGCGCGCAGCAGCAGGCUUUAGAGCUGCGCAAGGCCGAGCUCGUCGAGACGCGGAGACUAGAGGAGAAGGACAGGAGAUACAGGGAGAAGAAGGUGCGGCAAAUGCAGCAGCAGAAGGAGGUGCAGGAGUUGGAAGCCGACACGUCGCAGAGGGUGUCUGCGUGUGCCUUCACUCAGGGAUGUCUUUCAGCCCUCGUGCCCUCUGUCUUCUCCUGUCUGACCGACAGCGGAUACUUCUACGACCCCAUGGACUCGAUCAUACGUGAUUUCGUAAAAACCAGAAAGAGAGAAUUUGAGAAGCUGGAGGCUGCUAAUCUCGUUGAUGCACUGUAGAUGGCAACACUGGUGUGCAACUGUAAAUACAUGGGAGUUGUGUGGAGUGCUGGUGGUUGAAUGCCUUGUAAACCUAUGAUUGAGCUUGAAAAUACAAGUGUCUCUUCCUUUUUUUAUAUCGAAAUCGAAUAAUGAUGUCAAGGUGUUGUAAAAUGACCGUAUUUUACGUAUUCAAAGAGUAAACCAAAUAGAUGGUUUAUCUGGUUAUUCCAUCUGCCGACAACCCUGGUUGGCAGUUAUAAUUUGUCUACUAGUAACCAUCUACCCAUGUAAAUAUUACUACCCAAUAGAAUUGAUAAUCUACCCACAUUCCAUUCCAUGUAAUGUCUAGAUCACAUCUAUCCUACAAAAAGUCUAACACGUAGAAAUAGGGCUUAUAUUACUAUAAACAAGCUAGACAGCUUUUUUACACAGUUAUUACUAAGCUUCACUAGGCUGUGUUACUUUCAUGUAAACUGCUAUUACUACUGUCAUUCCCUAUUACCAGGAAUGAAUAAUGACAGACUGUCAUUAUUCGCCCGUGCUUUUGCUAAACGCAUUUAUAACAUCAUUGUUCAUGGUUAAAUCCUUAAAUUAUUUACCUUGACAGUUUCAUCUACAUAAAUUUCACUACACGCAUUCUGAAAGAUUAAGCUAAGCUUAAGGUGACAUGUGACUUCAUUUCCAUCACCCCGUGCACAGUUCUUUGAGUUCAUGUUGUUAUUUUACAACAUAUAGAAAGUUAGAAUAUUUGAUAUAUAAUAUUUGACUGCCACAUGAAGUAGAUCUCUCAUUUGUCAAACAAUGUAUCUUUCUUAAAUGCUAUCAUAUUAGAAUGAAACGAUAGUGUCAGUGGCUGGUUUGAGAUGUGUUAUAUAUUUGCUAUAUGAUAUAUACUAGCUGAAAAAUAAAACAUUGUUACUAAA